This is a messenger RNA of Microthlaspi erraticum, 3174 nucleotides long. The record is from the annotation of a GenBank genome assembly. NCBI's taxonomy places the organism in Eukaryota, Viridiplantae, Streptophyta, Magnoliopsida, Brassicales, Brassicaceae.
AUGACAGAGUUCAGAGACUGUCUCACCCAGUUGGGAGUGUUUGACUUGCGAUACCAAGGACCACUCCAUACAUGGACCAACAACCAGCCUGACUCUCCGGUGGCAAAGAAACUAGACCGCCUACUUGUCAAUAGCCACCUAAUCAACCUAUUCCCUAACAGUAUAGCUAACUUCCUUCCUCCCCUCACCUCUGAUCACACCCCUUGCCUCAUUGACCUGGCUCAUACCCUUCCCAAAGCCGGCACCCGUCCCUUCAAAUUCUUUAACUACCUCUCCAAACACCCUGACUUUCAACAUGUGGUAUCGGACGCUUGGAUUCAGGCCGGAAGAUUUGGUUCCACGCUCUCUCAACUAUGCUGGAAACAAAAGACCAUUAAGAGAUCAUUGAGAGAACUAAAUAGAGAGAAUUUUUCACAAAUACAAAAGAGGGUUAGUGAGGCUAACUGUUUGUUACAAGCUGUGCAGGUACAAGCACUCAAAUCACCGUCCCAACUACUCUUUGACCAGGAGAAGACGCUUCAUGAGAGAUGGAACUUCCUUAGACAAAUUGAGGAAAGUUACUUCAAACAAAAAUCAAGAAUCAACUGGCUCAAAGAAGGUGAUCAGAAUACCACUUACUUUCAAAGAAUAGCUCAAACCAGAGUCAGCUAUAACUCCAUCAGAUCCUUCUUGUUACCAAAUGGUCACAUUCUAGAGGACCCUCUGGAAAUGAGCCACCAUGCCAUCAACCACUUCAGAUCGAUAAUGGGACCUUCGAUUCUGCCUCCGCCAACGCUUGCCUCGCCUCCGAGUUGGUUUGUGUCCCUUAUCCCAUUCAGAUGCUCUCCUGAUCAACAACGAGCCAUGGUCACUCUUCCUCAAGCAGAAGAUAUAAAAAGGGUUAUGUUUCGAUUGAAUCCAAACAAGUCCUCAGGCCCGGACGGACUUACCUCAGGAUUCUAUAAGGCGGCUUGGGGAAUUAUUGGAGAGGAAGUCAUUGCUUCAAUAAAAAAUUUCUUCAUAACCGCCUUUAUGCUGACUUCAACGAACUCCACCAUCCUUACGCUUGUUCCCAAGUUCCCUGGAGCCUCCAAGAUCUCAGACUAUAGGCCCAUCUCUUGCCUCAAUACCCUCUACAAAGUGGUUUCCAAACUGUUGGUAGCUCGCUUGAAGCCUCUCCUCCCAUCUCUAAUCCUUCCCAACCAAACUGCCUUCAUCAAAGACAGACUAUUAGCAGAGAAUACGGUACUGACAGGCGAAAUAGUGAAUGGCUAUCACAAAGACAAAGGCCCCAAAAAGGUAACUAUCAAAGUAGACAUUGCCAAAGCUUUUGACAGUGUCUCAUGGGAUUUCCUAUUCAACUGCCUAGAAAGUCUAGAUAUCCCUGACCUAUACCUACACUGGCUAAAAUCUUGUAUCCGUACAACUAGCUUCACAGUGGGCUAUAACGGUAUGGUCCAUGGCUACUUCAAAGGAAAACGAGGGCUGAGACAAGGGGACCCUCUCUCUCCCUACCUAUUCGUUAUAGCAAUGAACUGUUUGUCUCUCAUGCUAAACAAGGCAGCGAAUGAAGGAAAAUUCAGAUACCAUGACAAGUGUGAGGCAUCGAGAUUGACUCACCUUUGCUUUGCCGACGAUCUUCUCAUCUUUGUGGAGGGAACGCUGGAGUCGGUGCAGAACGUCCUACAAGUCCUCCAAGAGUUUCAUCUUCGCUCAGGCCUAGCCGUGAGUGUGCAGAAGUCCAGUUUCUUUGCCUCCGGUCUAAGCCAACAGGAAUGUGACAUCAUCAAGUUCUCAACGGGAAUGCCCCAGGGAUCAUUGCCAGUCAGAUACUUAGGAGUCCCACUAUGCACAAAAAAGCUGAGCCUUGUCAACUGUGAAGUCUUGAUACAACAGGUUAAGUCAAAAGUUACCUCCUGGAGUGCAAGAUCUCUCUCUUUUGCAGGCCGCCUGGUUCUCAUUAAGACGGUGAUAGCGGGAAUCUCGAACUUUUGGUGCUCCACAUUCAUACUCCCCAAAGCGAGCAUCAAGAGAAUAAAUUCCAUUUGCAGCGCUUAUCUGUGGAAAGGAAACAUUGAAGGCCAUCAUUCAGCAAGAGUCUCGUGGGCCACGGUCACACAAUCCAAAGACUCAGGAGGGCUUGGGAUAAGGGAUCUUACCAUCUGGAACAGAGCUUGCUGCCUCAAACUGAUAUGGCUGAUAUUCUUUCAGUCCGGCUCUGUAUGGGUGGCGUGGUACAGAACAGAAGUCCUGCAAGGGAAUGUGAGCAAUUUUUGGACUGUGAAGCCGCAUAGAGACAACUCUUGGCUCGCGAAUAAGCUGAUAAAGAUAAGAGAAGACAUCUACCCUUGGAUCAAGCUGAAAAUUGGCAAUGGGCGAAGCAGUAGGUUCUGGUCUGAUAACUGGUCCCCUUUUGGAAACAUCCGGAACUAUCUGAGAGAGAAUGGAAGAACUAGAUUUGGAAUACCGGAGCAAGCGACGGUGGCAAGCUUAUUCCGUGAAGAUCGCUGGUUAUUACCUAGAGCUAGAUCAGAAAAUCAGGUCAGUUUGCAUAUUCACCUCACAACUGUGGUCUUUAACGACCAAGAGGAUGAAUAUGAAUGGGACAUGGAUGGGAAGAUCUCGACAAAGUACAAAACAGGAGAGGUGUAUAAGAAGCUUAUUGUAGAGGCUCCAGUCGUGCCUUGGGCAAAGGUGGUGUGGAACUUGGGAGGAAUCCCGAAGCACAACUUCCUUGCAUGGCUGUUUGUCCUCAAUCAUUGUCCUACUAGGGAUCGAAUCACGGGAUGGGGGCUCCAAACGGAUCUCAACUGCCUCCUGUGUAAUGGAGGACAGGAGACGAGGGACCACCUGCUAUUUGAUUGUCGCUUUAGCUGGUCGGUGUGGAGUAGAACGGCGAGAAGAUGCAAUAUCCAACCGAGACACGGAUGGUUGAACUCGGUGGAACAAAUGCAAUCGUUGGCGGGAGGGAAACUGUGGAAUAGGCUGACGGCUCUAGCGUGGCAGGCGACAAUAUACUGGCUUUGGCAUGAAAGGAAUGGGAGACUCCACAGGCAGAUCUUCAUGUCGGAGGACUCACUAAUCAGUCAGAUUGAUAGGCAGGUAAAGAACAGGAUCGCAAGUUACAGAGAAGGAAACACGGUCCUGGCUUCAAAAUUGCUGCAACUCUGGUUGUCGACGGAGACAACGAGAUGA